Messenger RNA from Ictidomys tridecemlineatus (thirteen-lined ground squirrel), 5152 nucleotides. The record is from RefSeq and is a predicted model, not a curated record. NCBI's taxonomy places the organism in Eukaryota, Metazoa, Chordata, Mammalia, Rodentia, Sciuridae.
CGGGAGGGGUAGGACGCGUUGGUCCCGCUCGCAGCUCCGCAGCUGCCGCAGUCGCCGCAGCCUCUGAAGCGUCGGGACCGGGUCUAGCAGUCCUCGCUGAGUCUUCCCCGCGCGCGGCGCUCGGGGCUGCCCUGGGUCCCGCUUCAGCACCGCGGACAGCGCCCGCCGCACAAGCGGACGGCGGGCGGGCCCUCAAGUACCCGGCGACCCCCGCCCGCGGGGCCCGGCGGGAGCCGGACCGCAGGGGCACCCCGCGGGGCAUGCACUUAGGGCGCCUUACUCGUGCUACCCAGAACCAGGCCCGCGGUGGCCGGAGCCCAUGAGCACCAUGCGCCUGCUGACACUCGCCCUGCUUUUCUCCUGCUCCUUCGCCCGCGCCGCCUGCGACCCCAAGAUCGUCAACAUCGGUGCGGUGUUGAGCACGCGCAAGCACGAGCAGAUGUUCCGCGAGGCCGUGAACCAGGCCAACAAGCGGCACGGCUCCUGGAAGAUCCAGCUCAACGCCACCUCGGUCACCCACAAGCCCAAUGCUAUCCAGAUGGCCCUGUCGGUGUGUGAGGACCUCAUCUCCAGCCAGGUCUAUGCCAUCCUAGUUAGCCACCCACCUACUCCCAAUGACCACUUCACUCCCACGCCUGUCUCCUACACAGCUGGCUUCUACCGCAUCCCCGUCUUGGGGCUGACCACCCGCAUGUCCAUCUACUCAGACAAGAGCAUCCACCUGAGCUUCCUGCGCACCGUGCCUCCCUACUCGCACCAGUCGAGCGUUUGGUUUGAGAUGAUGCGCGUCUACAGCUGGAACCACAUCAUCCUGCUGGUCAGCGAUGACCACGAGGGCCGGGCUGCGCAGAAGCGCCUGGAGACGCUGCUGGAGGAGCGCGAAUCCAAGAGUAAAAAAAGGAACUAUGAAAACCUCGACCAACUGUCCUAUGACAACAAGCGCGGACCCAAGGCAGAGAAGGUGCUGCAGUUCGACCCUGGGACCAAGAAUGUGACAGCCCUGCUGCUGGAGGCUCGAGAGCUGGAGGCCCGGGUCAUCAUCCUCUCUGCCAGUGAGGACGACGCUGCCACCGUCUACCGCGCGGCUGCGAUGCUGAACAUGACGGGCUCGGGGUACGUGUGGCUGGUGGGGGAGCGCGAGAUCUCAGGGAACGCCCUGCGCUAUGCGCCCGACGGCAUCAUCGGGCUGCAGCUCAUAAAUGGCAAGAACGAGUCAGCCCACAUCAGUGAUGCGGUGGGCGUGGUGGCCCAGGCUGUGCAUGAGCUGCUGGAGAAGGAGAACAUCACCGACCCGCCGCGGGGCUGCGUGGGCAACACCAACAUCUGGAAGACUGGGCCACUCUUCAAGAGGGUGCUGAUGUCUUCCAAGUAUGCAGACGGAGUGACUGGCCGUGUAGAAUUCAAUGAGGACGGGGACCGGAAGUUUGCCAACUACAGCAUCAUGAAUCUGCAGAACCGCAAGCUGGUGCAAGUGGGCAUCUACAAUGGCACCCACGUCAUCCCUAAUGACAGGAAGAUCAUCUGGCCAGGUGGAGAGACUGAGAAGCCUCGAGGGUACCAGAUGUCUACCAGACUAAAGAUCGUGACCAUCCACCAGGAGCCCUUCGUGUAUGUGAAGCCUACCCUGAGCGAUGGGACGUGCAAGGAGGAGUUCACAGUCAAUGGAGACCCAGUCAAGAAGGUGAUCUGCACUGGGCCCAACGACACGUCUCCAGGCAGCCCACGUCACACGGUGCCUCAGUGCUGCUACGGCUUCUGCAUUGACCUGCUCAUUAAACUGGCACGGACCAUGAACUUCACCUAUGAGGUGCACCUGGUGGCAGACGGCAAGUUCGGCACACAGGAACGGGUGAACAACAGCAACAAGAAGGAGUGGAAUGGGAUGAUGGGCGAGCUGCUUAGCGGGCAAGCGGACAUGAUUGUGGCACCACUGACCAUCAACAAUGAGCGUGCACAAUACAUCGAGUUUUCCAAGCCCUUCAAGUACCAGGGCCUGACCAUUCUGGUCAAAAAGGAGAUACCCCGUAGCACACUGGACUCGUUCAUGCAGCCCUUUCAGAGCACACUGUGGCUACUGGUGGGGCUGUCAGUGCACGUGGUAGCUGUGAUGCUCUAUCUGCUGGACCGCUUCAGCCCUUUUGGCCGGUUCAAGGUGAACAGCGAGGAGGAGGAGGAGGAUGCUCUGACCCUGUCUUCUGCCAUGUGGUUCUCCUGGGGCGUGCUGCUCAACUCCGGCAUUGGGGAAGGUGCCCCCAGAAGUUUCUCCGCACGCAUCCUGGGCAUGGUGUGGGCUGGCUUUGCCAUGAUCAUUGUGGCCUCCUACACUGCCAACCUGGCGGCUUUCCUGGUCCUGGACCGACCGGAGGAGCGUAUCACAGGCAUCAACGACCCUCGGCUCAGGAACCCCUCGGACAAGUUCAUCUAUGCUACUGUGAAGCAGAGCUCGGUGGACAUCUACUUCCGGCGGCAGGUGGAGCUGAGCACCAUGUAUCGGCACAUGGAGAAACAUAACUAUGAGAGUGCAGCCGAGGCCAUCCAGGCCGUGCGGGACAACAAACUCCAUGCCUUCAUCUGGGACUCAGCAGUGCUGGAGUUCGAGGCUUCGCAGAAGUGUGACUUGGUGACCACUGGCGAGCUGUUCUUCCGCUCUGGCUUCGGCAUUGGCAUGCGCAAGGACAGCCCCUGGAAGCAGAAUGUCUCCCUGUCUAUUCUCAAGUCCCAUGAGAAUGGCUUCAUGGAAGACCUGGACAAGACUUGGGUUCGGUACCAGGAAUGCGACUCGCGCAGCAAUGCCCCUGCGACACUCACUUUUGAGAACAUGGCAGGGGUCUUCAUGCUGGUGGCUGGAGGCAUCGUGGCUGGGAUCUUCCUGAUUUUCAUUGAGAUCGCCUACAAACGGCACAAGGAUGCCCGAAGAAAGCAGAUGCAGCUGGCCUUCGCCGCAGUGAACGUGUGGAGGAAGAACCUGCAGGAUAGAAAGAGUGGUAGAGCAGAGCCUGACCCUAAAAAGAAAGCCACAUUUAGGGCUAUCACCUCCACCCUGGCAUCCAGCUUCAAGAGACGUAGGUCCUCCAAAGACACGGUAAGGGGGAGAGCACCCCAGUCCCACGUCGCCAACUCCUCCCUCGCCCCCUGUCUGUCUCCCUCUCCUUCACCAUCCCACCCUUGCUCCCACCGCCAGCCCCGGGCCGUCUGUGCCUCUGCCCCGUCAGCCCCGUACCCCAAGUCAGCCCUCUGCCCCCACGUGGGCACUGUCCUUCGGGACUCCUCAGGCCGCUCCCUGCCCCCGCUGUCCUCAGCUUUCCCCAUGUGUCUCCACGUUAGUCUGCCCACCCCUCUGCCCAUGCCAUGACCCACACACCAUCCUGAAGCCGUCUCAUGUUGUUGGUCAGUCAGUCAGCCUCACCACCCCGGCUGCGCCCAGCCGAGAGCCCAGAGCAUCAUGUCCCAGGUUUCCCUGCCAGGAGGCCACACCACUUCUUUGUGACAUCCCUGUUUCUAUCGCCUCCCUCAGAGGGCCCUGCCACCCUCACUCCUGCCCUGCAGGGCUCUGGAGGGGGUGGCUGUGAUGUCCCCAGACACCUGUCUCACCUGUCUCACCAGAGCCAUGCCUGUCGCACCCUCCAUGUGGUCUCUGUGUGGGCCGGGGCUGGGGGCCGGGCCUGGGCCAAGCUGGGUGGAUGGCUGGGGGCCGGUGUUGGAACUGGCCCCAGCCCAGGGGACUGUCAGGUGGGGAAUGGGGCGGGACCAGAGGGUGGCUCCGCCCCUGAGCUGAACAGGACACUGCUGGUGAGGCCGCAGCCCCCAGAGGGUCUGAGAGCAGGUAGGGGUAGCCCCACAGCCCUGACCUACAGAGCCCAGGAUGAUACUGAGGUUCCCAGAUGGAGACUCCGGAAGGGGACGCUGAUAGGCACCUCUGUUCUGACCCCCAGGAAUCUCACAGGGCCACUGUCAGAACCAGGCCUUCUGCCUUUUGAACCAAAACUCUUGUCUCCUGCCUUGGGCAGCUUGUCAUUGCACUGGAAAUGCACUCAGAAAGAAAAAGGCCCACAGCCAGGUGUGGUGGAGCACACCUGUAAUCCGAGUGACUCGGGAGUCUGAAGCAGGAGGAUCACAAGUUUGAGGCCAACCUCAGCAAUUUAUGGAGGCCCUAGGCAACUUAGUUUAAUAAAAAAAUCAAAGUACAAGGGCUGGAGAUGUAGCUCAGCAGUAAAGCACCUCUGGGUUCAAGUUGCAGUACAAAGAAAAGAAAAAGGUCCCCAAAGGGACCCUGCCUUACUAGAGGUACCCUGUCCCAGGGAGCCCAGAGGGUCAGCAUUACCCUGCAGCCCAGGGGCCAAUUUGACCUCCAGUUCACAGGAAGGCCCUCUUACCCAUGGGCAACAUCACCCAAAGGGGUUUUAUACCCUGGGGAGGAAUUGGGAUUUUCAGCUCCUACCCCUUAUACAGGAAGUGGGGCAGACCUCCAGGACACAGAUAGGACUUGGCCCAGAGCAGCCCAAGUCCCAGGGCGAAGUCGCCAGGAUGCCCCAAAAAGGCGUGUGACGACUGGCUGCUCAGUUCCCUGAGGCAGGGGCUGGGCACAGAGAGGACACAUGCAUAGUGAGGGUCCCAGGGCUGUGAGCAACUGGAGGUUCCAGCCACUGGUGGCAGCACAGCCCUCAGGGCUGCCUAGGCCAGGGAAUGUGGGCAGGACCUAUGCUUUAAGAUCUGAGCCAGGGUCCCCACUAGGGGGUGCUGUGAAGUGGGAGGGAGAGGACUGUGGGUAGGGGUAAUCAGGGAGCAGGAUGUCUGCUUGCAGACAGGAGAAACAGCACUUCUUGGGCAAGAUAGCCAAAGGGGGGAGACACAGAAGUCAUGCAGGUGAUGGGCCACUUUCAGAGGGUGGCACCGAGUCCCAGCGCCAAUGCCUGGAGCUGGCCCAGAUACAGCUCAAAGCCCUGCAUGGUACCUUUCUGGGGACAUACUCCUAGUGGAAUCCUUGCCUGAUCCUGGGCACCAGGGACCGCCCUCUGGGGCCAGCCCUGGCGCCAGGUGGCAUCUGGGGCUGGUCCCCUCCUGCAGUGUUGACUAUGGGGCACUGCCACUGGGAUCUGGGCGGGGUCGGGCAGCCCAGCUCCCACCCUGUCUCUGGAGCUGGGCGCCUGUUCAG